CGGCCCCAGCCCCGACACCCUGGUCGGUGCUACCGGAGGCUCCGCUCUGCGGCUCGGGCACCGCCGCGAUGCUGCCGCUCGGGCUCCUGCUGCUGCUCGUCUGCUGCGGUGCUGCACGGGGAAACCUCUCCCGAGACGAGAGCCAGCCCACGACGUCGGAUGAGACUGUGGUGACCGGUGGUACCGUGGUCCUCAAGUGCCAAGUGGAGGAUCCCGAUGACUCCUCACUGCAAUGGUCCAAUCCUGCCCAGCAGACCCUCUACUUUGGGGAGAAAAGAGCCCUGCGGGAUAACAGGAUCCAGCUGGAGAAAUCCACCCCCAACGAGCUGACCAUCAGCAUCAGUGAUGUGGUGCUGUCGGAUGAGGGGGAAUACACCUGCUCCCUCUUCACCAUGCCCGUGCGGACUGCCAAGGCCCUGGUCACCGUGCUGGGGGUGCCCCAGAAGCCGCAGAUCUUCGGGCACGAGCAGCCCAUCGAUGAGGAGAAGCUGGCGCGUUUGACCUGCCGCUCGUCGGGCAGCAAACCCGCGGCACAGCUCCGCUGGAGGAAGGGCAACAAGGAGCUCAAAGAUGAGGGCACGGAGGUGGUGGAGGAUCCCAAUGGGAAGACGUUCACCGUGAGCAGCCGUGUGGAAUUCCGGGUGACCAAGGAGGACAAUGAGGCCGAGGUGACCUGCACCGUGGACCACGAGUCACUGCAGAACGCAGAGAGGUCAACCACACAGAAGCUGCAGGUUCACUACAAGCCGACAGCGAAGAUCGAGCCCCAUCCACAGUACCCACGGGAGGGAGAGAAGCUGCAGCUGCAGUGCGAUGGGCAGGGCAACCCCAUCCCCCAGGAGUUCCUAUGGGAGAAGGAGGGCAGUGAUGCUCCCCUGCAGCUCAGCUCCGACAGUGUCCUCAUCUUCCCCUUCCUCAACAAGAGCGACAGUGGCACCUACGUGUGCACGGCCACCAGCUCCAUGGGCAGCGUCGUGGCCAAGUACAACCUGGACGUCAGCGAUCUUCCCCAGCUCCCCACCCCACACGUUCACUCCACUCCGGGCCCUUCCCAGCCCAUCUCUCAUGCUUCCAUGGCCACCGCUUCAUCCUUCACUCCAGCUCCCAUCCAAGAUGCCAGCCCCGUGCCCUCCACCUCCAGCACAUACCACGCGGUGAUCGGCGGCGUCGUGGCCGUCAUCGUCUUCCUCCUGCUCAGCCUCCUCAUCGUCCUGGGCCAUUACCUGAUCAGACACAAAGGUAUGUGCAUAAGACACGGGGAGACGGUCACAUCCAGACAGCGGCCAAAGGCAGCAGAGGUGAUGUGCACGUACCUGACCCACGAGGCCAAGGGCUCGGAUGAUGCUCCGGAUGCCGACACCGCCAUCAUCAACGCGGAGGGUGGGCAGGCAGGAGGUGAUGACAAGAAGGAAUACUUCAUCUAGGGCUGAGCCGGGACCAGAGCGAGCCAUGGAGCCACCGAUGGCGCCGGAAACCAGAGCACGACCCUAACCCAUUGCACCCCCUGCGCCUCAGCCCCGGGCUGAGGGAUGCGGGACAGGGAGCGCCGGAGCCGCUGAUGCUUGAACUCUUCCAUCCCUUGGUUUCCAGGAGCGGCGGCCCCGGCCCCGCUUUGCUUUGCGCCUCCAUCCCCGUGAGUGAGCGAAUUCCCCUCCUUCCUUCGGACCUUUGCUUUGGUUUCGUGGCUGCUCUUUUGCUUUGGGCCCUCGGGUGGGAGCCUGGGCUGGGGUCGGUGUCGCUCUUCCCUUCGUUUCGUUCCAGUUUGGUUUUCUUUGAGGUAUCCCAAGGAUAAAACCAGCUCCGGGCUCAGGGCAAGCCCCCGUUGGCACCAGCGCUCGCCGGGAUCCCGGCGUUCCCUCCCGGAUGCGGUGGCUGUGGGAUGGGAAUUGGGGCAUCACCCAGGCCCCUGCCCUGAUUUUAUCCUUGGUGGUUCUUGUCCAACAGUGUCCAUAUGGGAGGAAGCUGUCCUCGUGUGGAACGUGUGUGAAGGGGGAUGAGCUUCCAGGGUGGGAUCCGCUGAGCCCCCGGAGAGACUGGGAGCUGCUGGGAUUGCAGCUCCCCGGUCCCACCCCAGCGGGAGGGGGGAGGGAGGAGCUUUUGGGGCGAAUCCAGAGGAAAAAGGGCCUCAACUUUAUACAACUUCCAUUCGGAACCAUCUAUUCCAAGGUCAAUUCACAACCAUCUAUUGAGACGUUCAGUGCAGGAGGCAGUGCUGGACCCGCAGGAGCUGAGCUGGAGCUGACCAAGGGCAAGGAGAAGGGGCUCCGAUCCUGGAGCAUCCCAUUCCCACCCUGUCCCCCUUUUCCCUUGGAAAAGGCUGUUUCCCUCCUGGCUCCAAAUGUAACACCCGGUUUAGUGUCCUAAGGGGUCUCCAAGGAGGCUGGGGGUGGUUUCCAACCUCCUCCUUCCUCUUCACUGCCUCUUCCAAGGCAAAUCCAAGCAGCUUUCCUGGCCUUCCUCUUGAUCCCAUCGUGGGCUCAUGUGCUCCAUCAUCCGAGGAGCCAGGUCUUGGUGCUCUCCCUUGGGAUGAGGAUCUCCAGCUUCCCGGGAUCGCAGCAUCUCUUGGUCUUGGACACAGGGGGACCUGCCCCUUGGUUGGAUUUCGGGUGGGCUGGAGGAGGAAAAUCCUUUGGGAACCCUUGGAAGGCGGUGACCUCACCUGGGAGGUAGAGGAAGAGCUCCCAUGCUCUGCCAUGGGGCAGGGGUCUCCAUGGGUACCAGGUCUCCAUGGGGAGCAUCGCUCCCAUCCAGACCCCACGAGCACGUGGCAGGAGGAGCAUUCCCAUAGGGAAGCCACCAUGGAAGGAGCAGGGUUGGAAGAGGAGGCAGAGUGGCUCAAGGGGGUGAAGGAGUUGAUGGUGUUUGCAGCCUGUGUGUGGGGAUCACUGUGCACAGAUGAACGUGUGGCCUGGUCCUUGGCUGAAGAUCCCAACAUCCGCUAUGGAAUAGACGUCAUUCCUUCAGAUCCAAACACAUGGAUGUCAUUCCAGGGGAGUUCAGACUCAAGUCUACGUCUUGUAGAUGAUGUGAAGAAAGCCCCAACCUGGGGCUCUGGGUGGGAAGGGGGUAACUGCUCCUAAGGGCAGGAAGGUGGGAGCUGAGGACAGGGAGGUUCGUGCCCCUUUGAGGCUGCGGCUGCUGUUCCAGGGCUCAAUCCAGUCGGGAUUUGGUCUCUUGCGGUCCAGGAUGGAGCCAGCACAGGCAGGACCCACCAGCAAUGGAUGGGCCAAGUGAUGCCCAUUGUCCUGCUGUAGCAAGAGCUUUGGAGGAUGGAAGAGAGCAGCAGGAGGGGUGAUGGAGCCCUGCGGUGCGUGUGAGGGUGAUGGGCACAUCAGGUCACCCAUGCAGGGACACAGCCAUGGGGACACAUGGGGCUGCGAGGUGAUGGAGAACCCACUUUGUGAGUGGUUGAAUGGAUCAUGGCGAGGGUGAGGUGUGGUGGUGAGCACACCAUGUCACCAUAGGAGGUAUGUCACCAAUAGGGUACAAGGUGUGAGCACAUGGGGGUGAUGGGGACCCCCUGUGCUGCUCCGGUUGUAGGUGGGACUGGUCCAUCUUGUCCUAAGCCCAAGAGGUGAUGUUGGCCAAGGAGGGGGUGAGGUCCUCAAUGGGGGUGACAGCACCAGUGUCACCGUGAGGAGGGGACCCCCUCCCUGCCAUUGCCACCGGGGCCACCUCGGUGCCCGCACACGUUGGCUUCCAGCCCCACGGCCACCCUGUGCCCAUCACCAGGCCAUGGGAGCCAGGGCUGCAGUGGACGGAGGGAGGAUGUGGCAUCUCCAGCUCGGCUCCGGCCGCUUCCCACCGGCACUGAACUCUCAAUAGACACGAAAGCCAUAUUUGUAGGGAGCUCUGGAGACGCUGUGGGGCGGCAGCGGGACGGGGCAGAGGACGGGCUGUGUCGUUGUGCUGUGUUCGACGUGUAUGUACAUAAGGGGAGCUGAGGGACGUCGAUGUGAUUUAUAACCUUUUAAUAUCCUGUGCUAAUCUCGGGAAAUAAUCCUAUAAAUAUAUCUGGAUUACACACACGGA
Messenger RNA from Melopsittacus undulatus (budgerigar), 4032 nucleotides. RefSeq names its product cell adhesion molecule 3-like. The coding region runs from base 69 to 1424 and encodes 451 amino acids. Gene Ontology annotation, cellular component: presynaptic membrane. The record is from RefSeq and is a predicted model, not a curated record. The transcript is spliced from 11 exons. Gene Ontology annotation, biological process: innate immune response. Gene Ontology annotation, molecular function: complement component C1q complex binding. NCBI's taxonomy places the organism in Eukaryota, Metazoa, Chordata, Aves, Psittaciformes, Psittaculidae.